This is a messenger RNA of Pyricularia grisea, 264 nucleotides long. RefSeq lists its product as uncharacterized. The coding region runs from base 1 to 264 and encodes 87 amino acids. NCBI's taxonomy places the organism in Eukaryota, Fungi, Ascomycota, Sordariomycetes, Magnaporthales, Pyriculariaceae. The transcript has 3 exons. The record is from RefSeq and is a predicted model, not a curated record.
AUGUCAGGCAACAAAGGCUAUUCUUACAGCGGCUCGGGCACCAACAGCCAGGGUAACCACUACUGCUCGCGCGACUACGGCAACGGCUCCAACAGCUACCACUAUUCCAACACUGAUGGUUCCUACUACUACUCCAACUCCAACGGCAGCACCUACCAUAACAAUGGCAGCGGCGGCUCCACCUACACCUCGCCCAGCGGCCAGUCUCAUCAGUCUGGCUAUGGUGGAAGCAGCAGUGGUAGUGGCAGCUCGGGAAAGAAGUGA